CGCUCAAUGACUACUUAUUAUUAAAGUCUUAUCCAGGGUUCGUGUCACAGAGCAUAAACGCUCCUAUCAGAAAACGCUCGGCGUCGAAGCCAAUAUCAAAAAGAGGAAGUGCUAUCUUCUUCUCUGCCACAUCCUCUCAUGCGCUUAUCUUCCUUUUCAACCCUGUGACAUGUUAUUUUCUUUCAAGUCAACAGUUUGAAAUUGAGUACAGCCAGACCUUUGCAUUGAUAGAAAUAACAAGAGUCUAUUCAGAUUGAGUACAGCCCUCCACUUCUGAUAUAUCGCUGUUUUGACACUUUGUGGAGUUGACAUCAGCUAAGGAACUCAAUUCUGCCGAGUCGCUCCCAGAGUGCUGAAGAUCCAGGAAACAACCGUUUGACAAGCUCCAGGUCAGCAGAGGUGAAGAUAUCACUUUGCAGAGGAAUGAUGGAGGAGAACAUCUUUAAUUAUCAGAAAGAAGAAGAGCCUGUGGAACUUGAGUCUUUUCAGGGGGAGAAGAGGAAACUCAUACAACCAACAUCUUUAAAAGACCCCAAACUUGAAAAGCUGAAGGAGGCACUGGUUGAUUGGAUCAAUAAGACUUUGAAACCCGAGCACAUCGUUGUUCAGAGUCUGGAGGAGGAUGUGUAUGAUGGACUGGUACUUCAUCACCUGCUGUCCAGGUUGGCCGACGUGCAUUUGAAUGUGGAAGAGAUAGCGCUGACCAGCACAGCUCAGAUCCGCAAGCUGGAAAUAAUCAUGGAGGAGCUGGGCAAGAGACUGGGCACGCAGGACAGCAGUCAGAUCAAAUGGAACGUCAAACUCAUCCACAACAAGGACCUUCUGGCCACCCUUCAUCUGCUUGUUGCCAUGGUGAGAUGUUUCCAGCCUGAAUUGGAUUUGCCCUCUGAUGUGAAGAUUGAAGUUGUAGUCGUAGAAGUCAGCAAAAGUGGAAUCAAAUCAGAUGUGCAAGUGGAAAUCUUAACAGAGGGAAGCAGCGACACAGACUCCCUCAGCAAUACUGAAAGGGAAGAUCCCAUCGAGCAACUGCUGAAGCUUGAGGCUCACAAGGUCAACACAGUGAAAAAGGCCCUGGUACACUUUGUCAACCAGCAUAUAUCAUCUCUGGGUCUGCAGGUGAUAGAUAUGGACAAACAGUUUGCUGAUGGUGUGAUUCUGCUGCUGCUGAUCGGACAGUUGGAGGGUUUUUUCAUCCCGCUCUUUGACUUCAACCUGACCCCUGUCAGUGACUCUGAGAUGCUUCAUAAUGUCACCUUGGCCUUGGACCUCUUGAAGGAUACAGGCUUUCAGCUCUCCAGUGUUGACCCACAAGGUGAGACAAAUCCACUUUGUUCACACAUAACACACUCAGAACUUGUUCAUGACUGUUUUACUGAGAUUGAAAUGCCAGGCACAGAUGAUGAAGAAGAAAAAAGGCCUGCAGAUAAAAUGAUCGUUACCAUGAAAAAAUGAAAUCCUACAGCGCUCCAAGACACCAAUGUCAAACUAAUUCAGUGAUGAUGCCCUUUAUCAGGAGAAUUUAUCUGGAUGACGGAAAAAAUGCUAAAAUGUGUUUGUAUGUCAUGCAAGGAAGGGGAUUGCUGAAUUAAUGUGCUCUACACCGUGGAGUGAGAGUUUGAGAGUGUUUUGGAGAGGGAGAUGGAAUAGCGUGCUGAAUAUGAAUGAGCGCCGCUCGUGCCAUGAUGAGUAUCACUAUAGAUGAUUAGACACAGAGAUUGAUCCUUACUGUACUGUUACUAGGCUAUAUCAAUGUGUGGGUGUUUAUCUGAAUGAAUUUGUGUUAUCUGUCUUACUGAAGACUGCUGCUAAUAUUUCACAUGGAAAAGAGACAGUUGAAGUGGUUUGGGUAUCCGAAGGGCCAACUAAUCAAGGUGGUUCAGGCAUAUCCUAUCAGGAGAAGGCCUCAGAGCGAAGCUAGGGCAAACCGAAGACAUUACAUCUCUUAGGUAGCAUGGGAACACCUUGGUGUCCCCCCAUCUGGAUGAGUUGGAGGAGGAGGUUGGGGGAGACGGGAGCUCUGGGCUUCUCUGCUUAAACUGCAACCCAGACCCAGAUAAGCAGCAGAAAAUGGAUGGAUUAAUGGCAGCUUUAGUGAAUUUUACAGUGUGUAAUCAACUGUAUUCAAUAUUUACAAACAUAAUUUUUGUCAAUAUUAGAUGAAGAACCAGAUCAAGGUUUUGUAUGUUUAGGUUAGUUUUUUAUUAUAACAAAAUAUCAUGUUUGUGUGUUUGGGGGCUGUUUUUAAUGGUGUAGGCUUGCUGUUGUAAGCCCCAUCCACAUAAAAAGAAUUUGCCAAACGCCAAUUGCACUUACAGCCAAUCACUGUUUGCUUGUGACGUUGUUGCAGGUAGCCCUCAUGGAUGUUAUGUUAUUUAGCAUGCAAGAUGCCGACUUUCUUUGACAUAUACUCAUGAUCUCUAAUGGCCACUUGUACACAUGAAAAGGUUCAAAUUCUAGGAAGUCAUAAAGCUACAGCAUUCGUUUUUGUUUAUUUUCAAGUUUAAAGCAUACAUCUGUGGUGGGUUCAUGCGGUAUGACUACAUCGUAUGCCACCAGCAACGCUCAUGUGUGUGUUUGGGUAAUUUCCUUCGGUCACAUAGACUACAUCAUUCCAUAAGGCGGAGAGUGAAAUCGAGCAGGUGACCGGCUGAGUUACUGACUCCUCUAAGUGUGGGAAUCAAUCAGUGGCAAGCAGAUUCACUCCACUUCCCUGCAGAUGCACUAUUGACAGGAGGAACUUCCCUCUAAACUUGAAUCUUCCUCUCUUUAGAUCGCUAAAGCUGUCCCACCAUAUUGCCUCCCAGCCACAGAGCCUGUAAUUGUAAAAUAAAUCCUCGACACGAUAACUGUUAAUGUAAGGACUAGCACAAUUAAUCUGUGCCAGGAGCGAGUGGGUAAUUUAAUUCAUUUUUAGUGUCUUUUUAAUUAACGGCAUAAUUGCAGCCACUGAAUGAGGAAUCCCAGCUCUCAGGUCCUAAAAUGAGAGCAUGCUGCGUGAAUUAAUUAGGUUAGCCAAUGGUGAAGUCGAUCUUUCUGUCACAUUCAUUCAGUCAGAGCAUCUGACAACAGAGAGCAAUUUUGUAGGGAUCUUAUCUCACCAAGGACAUAUUGAUUAAGUUUCCAUCUAAUGUUUUUUUUGUCCUCCUGAUCUAUGACCUCUUAGGAUGGAUUGUGAGAGUAGCUAUUAGCUAAUGCUGGUAAAAAGUGUCCGCAUGUUCUUACCGCCUCAGUGGCUUAAGGAUGCUGCAUGUGGAUUAUGUCUCCUCUGAAUAUUGUGACAGAUAUUGUCUCUCUGGACACCACUGCAACCUUGAAAGUCCUCUACGCUCUUUUCAACAAGCACAAAGGGA
Messenger RNA from Pundamilia nyererei, 3350 nucleotides. It is a transcript of the gene parvg, whose product is annotated as parvin, gamma. Gene Ontology annotation, molecular function: actin binding. Lineage: Eukaryota; Metazoa; Chordata; Actinopteri; Cichliformes; Cichlidae. Gene Ontology annotation, biological process: actin cytoskeleton organization; substrate adhesion-dependent cell spreading; establishment or maintenance of cell polarity regulating cell shape. The record is from RefSeq and is a predicted model, not a curated record. The coding region runs from base 424 to 1452 and encodes 342 amino acids. Gene Ontology annotation, cellular component: cytoplasm; actin cytoskeleton; focal adhesion. The transcript has 13 exons.